Argentina anserina (silverweed cinquefoil) is the source of this 907-nucleotide messenger RNA. RefSeq names its product protein ELF4-LIKE 3. The transcript is spliced from 2 exons. Lineage: Eukaryota; Viridiplantae; Streptophyta; Magnoliopsida; Rosales; Rosaceae. The coding region runs from base 315 to 665 and encodes 116 amino acids. The record is from RefSeq and is a predicted model, not a curated record. Gene Ontology annotation, biological process: positive regulation of circadian rhythm; entrainment of circadian clock.
AUCUCUAAAAUAAAAUUUUCAGAGAGAAGGCUCUUCUUCUUCUAUUUGUUCUCUCCUUGUGUUUGUUGUCUCUCUGUUUCUUUCUUUCUCUUUCUUCUGCCUCUCCAUCUUUCUCUCUGUGUGUUAUCCGGAGAUUCGAUCCAAUCGCCGAUUUCUUGCAACGUUUUUCGGGAUAUCGUCGUCUUCCUUCCCUGCCUCAAUCUGUGUCUUAUUGCAGAAUAUAAUGUUCCAGAUUUUCAAGGAUUUGUUCUGGUUCUGAUUUGGGAUUUGGUGGUGUAACAUUCUGACCCAGAAAGAAACUCAAAGACUGAAAAAUGGAAGGGGACACAUUUUCUGGGCUAGUUGGCAAUGGAACCCAAAUUGAUGGCAAAGUGUUGCAGACAUUUCAGAAGAGCUUUGUUCAAGUCCAGGAUAUCUUGGACCAGAACAGGUUGCUCAUAAAUGAGAUAAACCAAAACCAUGAGUCUAAGAUCCCUGACAACUUGAGCCGAAAUGUGGGUUUGAUCAGAGAGCUCAACAACAACAUUAGGAGGGUGGUAGACCUCUAUGCUGAUCUCUCAAGCUCCUUCACCAAAUCUAUGGAGACUUCAUCUGAGGGAGACUCCAGUGGUGGUGCUUUGAAAUCAGAUGGUAAAGCUGGGCACAAGAGGAAUAGGCCUUCAUAGAGAACAAUAAUGAUCUCUUGUUAAUUCUUUUUCAUGUGUUGGAAGAAAUUAAAAUAGAUGAUUAAUUAGAUUCUGUAACUUCUUGUUUUUGUUUUUUACUGUAUCUGUGAACUACUGUCACCCUUCUAGGUCUUUCUUCACUCACUUCUAAGACAAUAAUUGCCUCCUCCAUUUCACUGUAAGUCUUGUAACUCUUGGAUCUAAUUGAAGAGAAAAGUAAGAACUAAGAAGUGUUUGUGUCA